Molecule: messenger RNA, 1999 nt
Organism: Cyclopterus lumpus (lumpfish)
Lineage: Eukaryota; Metazoa; Chordata; Actinopteri; Perciformes; Cyclopteridae
Product: cyclin-dependent kinase 17
Exons: 17
Coding region: 332-1915 (527 amino acids)
Biological process (GO): protein phosphorylation
Cellular component (GO): cytoplasm; nucleus
Molecular function (GO): ATP binding; protein kinase activity
Source: RefSeq, a predicted model, not a curated record
CUUGGUGGCAGCCCGGUACACCCCUCCCUUCUCAUCUGUCGACACAGAUCCUCCUCCAGCCUCUUUAAACUGCUUUCACCGCCACAUGAGCGACAUUUUUGGGGGGCUCGGUCUUCAGUUCCUCGUCCUCAAACCCCUCACAUUUAUCUGUGUCUCGGAGGAUAUUUCUUUUUCGCUUGGACCCGAAACCGCACACAGCCGGAGCUGUGUUUGAGGCUCACGUUACUUCAGUGGGCGGAUAACGCGGAGGAGGGCAUCCGGGCCUGGCUGCUCCGGAGAAUCGGCUUGAAACCACGGAAUUCACCAUUUUCAGGCCACACGCUGCCCUGCGAUGGAGAAGAUGAGGAGGAUUAAGAAGCGCCUGUCGUUAACACUCCGCUCCAGUCAGACCAUCGACGAGUCUCUCUCUGAGCUGGCCGAGCAGAUGACCAUCGAGGACGGAGGCACAAAGGACAAUGAGCCCUUCAUGAGGAACGGCCGCCCCCCCACCUCGCACAGCAUGCACUCUUUCCUGCACCAGUACACCGGCUCCUUCAAGAAGCCCCCGCUCCGCCGGCCGCACAGCGUCAUCGGCGGCACCCUGGGGUCCUUCAUGGCGAUGCCACGCAACGGGAGUCGUCUAGAUAUUGUGCACGAGAACCUGAAGAUGGGCUCCGACGGGGAGAGCGACCAGGCAUCGGGAACGUCUUCAGACGAGGUGCAAUCUCCAACCGGCGUCUGCCUGAGGAACCGCAUCCACCGGCGGAUCUCCAUGGAGGAUCUCAACAAGCGCCUGUCGCUGCCGGCCGACAUCCGAAUUCCUGACGGUUACCUGGAGAAGCUGCAGCUCACCAGCCCGCAAUUCGACCAGCCGCUCAGUCGGCGCUCUCGCAGAGCUUCACUGUCGGAGAUUGGUUUUGGCAAGUUGGAGACGUACAUUAAGCUGGACAAACUGGGAGAGGGAACAUAUGCCACAGUAUUUAAAGGGCGCAGCAAGCUGACGGACAACCUGGUGGCACUGAAGGAGAUCCGGCUGGAGCACGAGGAGGGAGCGCCAUGCACCGCCAUCAGAGAAGUGUCGUUACUGAAGGACCUCAAACACGCCAACAUCGUGACGCUUCACGACAUCAUCCACACUGACAAGAGCCUCACGCUCGUCUUUGAGUAUCUGGAUAAGGACCUGAAGCAGUACAUGGAUGACUGUGGAAACAUAAUGAGCAUGCACAAUGUGAAGGUCUUCCUGUACCAGAUUUUGCGAGGGCUGUCGUAUUGUCAUAAGAGGAAAGUUCUCCACAGGGACCUGAAGCCCCAGAACCUCCUCAUCAAUGAGAAGGGAGAACUCAAACUGGCUGAUUUCGGGCUGGCGAGGGCCAAGUCUGUCCCGACUAAAACCUACUCCAACGAGGUGGUGACUCUUUGGUACCGGCCUCCUGAUGUUCUACUGGGAUCCUCCGAGUACUCGACGCAGAUCGACAUGUGGGGUGUUGGCUGCAUAUUUUACGAGAUGGCUGCAGGUCGGCCGCUGUUCCCCGGCUCCACCGUGGAGGACGAGCUCCACCUCAUCUUCCGGCUACUGGGCACACCAACGGAUGACAACUGGCCUGGCAUCUGCUCCAUUGAAGAGUUUAAAUCCUACAAAUUCCCCAAAUACAAGCCGCAGCCGUUAAUCAACCACGCUCCGAGGCUGGACGGCGAAGGCAUCGAGCUGCUGCUGGCUUUCCUCAGAUACGAAUCUAAGAAGAGGAUUUCAGCUGAAGAGGCAAUGAAACAUUCCCACUUCCGGCAGCUCGGGGUGAAAGUUCACACACUUCCUGAGAGUGUAUCAAUAUUCACAUUAAAAGAAGUGCAGCUGCAGAGGGACCCUGGUUACAGGAACUCCUCGUACACAGAGUCAGGUAACGGCAAGAUCAACAGGAGGCAGAGCAUGCUCUUCUAAUGUCUGAUGAAGAGGACGGUCGACUGCCCAACUUCAUUAUCCCUUCCCACCAACCUCUCGCAUGAGCCCACCUGCCCUCGGAGU